Messenger RNA from Marmota monax (woodchuck), 4675 nucleotides. RefSeq names its product signal transducing adaptor molecule 2 (gene Stam2). Gene Ontology annotation, biological process: signal transduction. The record is from RefSeq and is a predicted model, not a curated record. Gene Ontology annotation, molecular function: phosphatidylinositol binding; ubiquitin binding. Lineage: Eukaryota; Metazoa; Chordata; Mammalia; Rodentia; Sciuridae. Gene Ontology annotation, cellular component: endocytic vesicle. The transcript has 15 exons. The coding region runs from base 362 to 1936 and encodes 524 amino acids.
CCGGGCAGGUGCGGUGGCGGAAGUGUGGAAAGACGGCCAGAGUUGAGUCUAGUGGUCUAGGAAGCCGCGGUGGGUCACUCAGCAGGGAGCAACUGCCCGGCCUUAGCGCAUCUCAGAGAACCGGGCUCGGGCGCUGACAGGAUGCCUUUGUUCGCGGCCAACCCCUUUGAGCAAGACGUGGAGCUGCCCCGAACGCGCUGCCGCAGUGGGUAGACCCUGUUCGGGCCUCCCAGAACUGGAGACGUGAACUUACUCCCUCUGAAUUGGAACUUCAUGUUGUUUAUGUAUGCAUCCAAGCCCUGCUAAUGCAGCUUCAGGAUUUGCGAUUGUGAAGGUGCUACCGGAUGUCCUGUUUUAGAGUAUGAAAAAGAAAACUGUAGAAUCUCAAAACAGCCCCCAACAAAUAAUUUUAGAAAAAGCCACAAAUGAGUACAACACCACGGAAGAUUGGAGUCUUAUUAUGGACAUAUGUGACAAAGUUGGAACCACUCCUAAUGGAGCAAAGGAUUGCCUAAAAGCCAUCAUGAAAAGGGUAAAUCAUAAGGUUCCUCAUGUUGCUCUGCAGGCAUUAACUCUUCUUGGGGCUUGUGUGGCAAACUGUGGAAAGAUAUUUCAUUUAGAAGUGUGUUCCCGUGAUUUUGCAACAGAAGUACGUGCUGUGAUAAAAAAUAAGGCUCAUCCUAAAGUAUGUGAAAAACUGAAAUCUUUAAUGGUGGAAUGGUCAGAAGAAUUUCAGAAGGAUCCCCAGUUUAGUCUCAUAUCUGCAACUAUUAAGUCUAUGAAAGAAGAAGGAAUUACUUUUCCUUCGGCAGGUUCUCAGACUGUAUCAGCUGCUGCCAAGAAUGGAACAUCAUUGAACAAAAACAAAGAAGAUGAAGACAUAGCUAAAGCUAUUGAAUUAUCUUUGCAAGAGCAGAAACAACAACACCCAGAGACAAAAUCUUUAUAUCCAUCUGCAGAAAUUCAGUUAAAUAAUAAGGUUGCACGAAAAGUGAGAGCUUUAUACGAUUUUGAAGCUGUUGAGGACAAUGAACUCACCUUUAAACAUGGUGAAAUCAUUAUUGUUUUGGAUGACAGUGAUGCCAAUUGGUGGAAAGGAGAAAAUCACAGAGGAAUAGGUCUUUUCCCAUCUAAUUUUGUAACAACUAAUUUAAACAUGGAGUCUGAGGCAGCUGUGGACAAAUUGAAUGUAAUUGAUGAUGAUGUGGAGGAAAUUAAGAAAUCAGAGCCCGAGCCUAUUUAUAUUGAUGAGGAUAAGAUGGAUAGAGCCCUGCAGGUACUCCAAAGUAUAGAUCCAGCAGAUUCAAAACCAGAUUCCCAAGACCUUUUGGAUUUGGAAGAUAUCUGUCAACAGAUGGGUCCAAUGAUAGAUGAAAAACUUGAAGAGAUUGAUAGGAAGCAUUCAGAAUUGUCUGAAUUGAAUGUAAAAGUCCUGGAAGCUCUGGAACUAUAUAACAAAUUGGUGAAUGAAGCACCAGUAUAUUCAGUCUAUUCAAAACUCCAUCCUCCAGCACAUUAUCCAUCUACAUCAGUGCAGACGUAUCCAGUUCAAUCACAUGGUGGAAACUACGUAGGUCAAAACAUUCACCAUGUAACUGUUGCCCAAAACUACAGCCUGGGAACAGAUCAUAUUGGUUCGCUGAGAUCUCUGCCUCCAAGUGUAAAUUCCUCAGUAACAACACAGCCUGCUCAAACUCCAUAUUUAAGCACUGGACAAGACACUAUUUCCAGUCCUCCUUAUAUGAACCAGAACUCUAACCUUCAGUCAGCUACUGGUACAGCUGCUUACUCACAGCAGAUGGGGAUGUCUGUGGAUAUGUCAUCUUACCAGAACACUACUUCCAAUAUGCCGCAUCUGGCAGGCUUUCCCAUGGCAGUCCCAGCUCAGUCGGUUGCACAGCGGCAAACAAACUAUCAUCAGCAACCUCUCCUUUAGAGAAAAACCAAGCAUUUUUGUGGAAACCUUCAUAAGUGUCACUUGUGAUUCUAAUCUGAAAAUAUUAAAAGGAAACUUUUUCCCUCUGAACUCAAAAGGACAAUGAGUAAAUAAAAGCACAAAACCUAACUUACUCUAAAGGCCAUAAAAGUUUUUUUCAGACCAGUUUGUUUGAAGUCAGAGGCAGCUUAAAGAUGCUCCCAGUUAGUUUUGUCAUACUUUCAAAUGUCUUUCCGUGAAUCUGGACACCCAAUAAGUAGCUUUAUGACACUAAGCAGUAUGAGAUAAAAGUGUAAAAAUUUUACUUUAAAGAAACCAUUGUUACCAUUGUUUAUCCGCAAAAUGUCUUAGUGAGAGAAUUGAAGACCUUUAAAUAUUUUUUGUCUGCAUUUUUUUUUUUUUUUUUUUUUACCAUUUCCCACACACUGUUGUAUUAAAAGGCGAGGGAACAUCUUUUUUUGUAUGAGCAUUUCGUUUGCCAACAUGCUUCCUUUUGGCUCCUUAAAUUGCAGUUGUGUUUGCAGUACUGUCAGUUUUGCUCUCAGUGUUAUGUUGAGUAAUAAUUAGCAUAUAAUUGUCUACAGAAACAAGAGCGAUUUGGAAGGAACAAAAAUGUUUUCUGUUAUUAAUAGCAAAAACCAUGUAAAUGCAGAUGUGUGAGAAAGCACUUAGCCAUUUCCCUGCUCAUGCCCAUAGUGGGCUAAAGAAUUUCCAUUCCCUGAGGAAAAACAUUUUCUUCUCUACAAGCAUCAUUAUAUUUAAAAUUGUCACUAAUGACCUUAUCAAAUCACUUUGGUCAUUGUCUAAUGCAAUAUGAUCCAUUUAUUUUACUUCCUGUGUUGUGAUAUGCAGAGAUUCUGCGUUUCUUUUUUAUGGAUUAUACCUGACUUUGAGCCAUGAGACAUACCUAAUAAUUUGAUGUGAUAUAAACCAAGCAUGUAUGAUAAGUGAGUUUUUAUUGAAGUCUUGUUAUUGUAAAAGAAGUGAUUCAAAUACCACUGCUAAGAUGUCAUCGUGCCAAGCUAUUGAAAAAUAUCAUCUUUACUUUCACAAGUAAUUCUGAACCUUUGGAAUAAUAGCAGGUGAUGAUUUGAUAGAACAGUGGAUUGAUAGACAGUUCAGUCAGUUUUUCUGAAGCCCAUGUUUUAAAAAUUAGUUUAUAGCUAAUAGAUUCCACAUACUGUAGAAGUUGGUAGAAAACCAAUAAGGAUUUUUUUCUCUCUUCAAAAUUUGCACACUACUUUAUUAUCUACCAACUUUUUACAUAGUAUAAUAUUGAAAAUGCAUAUACUUAUAGAUAAAUGAUAUUUAGACUGGGAAAAAUAAUGGACAUAAGUUGAAUAUUUAAAAAGUUAAAACUUUUUUGCAUGGAUUCUAGAUUUCUAUAUUGGUUUUUUAAAGAAAAUAAUCUUUCUACUAAGAAUCCAUUUGAAAACAGACUACAAAUUUUGUCAUUUAUCUAUUUACAGUAAUUUUAUUGUAAGGAUGUACCUUUUUCGAAGAUACUUUGUUCCAGAACAAAAUACUGUAUAUAAUACUUGGUCUACAUUUUAAAAGGAAAACAAGCAGUAUUUGAAAACUUAGUUUUUGUUGUAUUAUUUCUAAUCAGGUAUCAAAAGAAAGUUUUAACCUUCCACACCAUUUUUACUUUUUCAUUUAGUAUUUUCCUUUCACAUAAAUUCAGCUAUAUACUUAUAAAAAAUAUUCUAAAAUGGCACCUUCCUUUUUUUUAAUUGCUUUUUUUAGUUGUAGAUGGAUACAAUAUCUUUAUUUUGUUUAUUUAUUUUUUUAUGUAGUGCUGAGGAUCAAACCCAGUACCUCACACAUGCUAGGCGAGUGCUGUACCAGUGAGCCAUAACCCCAGCCCCUAAAAUGGCACCUUACUUUUUAGAAACAAAUUAUUUGUUCUUUAAGAAAGAAAACAAAAUGUAAAAAACAUCCAAAGCUGCUUUUGGUAAUUCAAGUUAGUAUUUGCAUAUAUAUAGAGAAAAAAUUUUACAUUUUUCUUCCAAACUGUAUUUAAUAAAUUAAUUUUAAUGUUUGUGUAAAUAUACUAUAUUUAAUUGUGUCAAAUUGGAAAAGUUUAGUUCAUCAUAAGCCUUUGAGCCAGUAUAAAUACUGCACACCCACUAAAUUGGAAUUGACCAAUUCAGCUAAUGUAGUUUUGGAAUAAUAAAAUAUAUGACAUGUAUAUAAAUGGUGUAUAUUGGCAUUAAUCUGUGAACAUUUAUAUAUGUAAAAAUUUAUUCCUCUUAAAAAUAAUUUUAUUUUUGCCAUUAUAAGGAGUUUUGUGUUGCAGGUUGAUAGUAUAAAAAUUAUGUUAAAUUUGAAUUGACCUGACUCUUACUAUUAAUAAGAAUGGCAAGGUUGUUCUUUUCUUUCCAUAAUUUUAUGGAUUAUAUUUAUUUUAAGACAUUUAUAACUAAAUGUUUUUGCCAAAGGAAUGGUCUAACUUGAGAUUUCUACAUUGGGUUCACACUUACUGUUUUAAUAUCAAAAAUUUUAAAAAUAACUUCUUUUUCAUAUGAAAUCUUAGUACCUUAGAAAGAAUUCCUGCAAAUUUAUAAUGGAAUUGAUUUUAAUGUAGAAAAAUGCCACUGGUAUUAAAAUACAUGAAGUGGGAUAUGUUCAUAUAGUUUGAAAAAUGUACAGCCAACCAAUAUUGCCUAAUUUGUGGAACUUUAUGUAGAAAAUUACCUGAACAUUAAAUAAUUAUAUAAUAUCAUUCAUUUGAAAUUA